AUUUGAACUCCACUAGAAAGCAAAACCCAAUCUCCAUCUCUCCUUUCCAACCUCUUCUUUCUUUUCCCAUCUUUUAUCUAUAUCUAUAUAUAUAUAUAUAUAGAUUUCUUACUCUCUUUCAAUUCCUCAUCACUCUUGUUAUUGGAUUAGAGAAUUAAUGGCUCAUCAUGAUCAUAUCCAAGAAGUUCAGCUCCAAAUACAAGGAGGAGCAAAUGAUCAUCAAGAACAACCAUGCAACAAUCAUAACAACAACAAUAAAGAACCAUCCCCAAAACACACAUUCAAGUUCAAAAUAAACCACUGGAAAUGGUGGCUCACAGUGUUACUCAACAUAAUCUUCAUCCUCUCCGGCCAAACCUCAUCAACACUUCUCGGCCGUCUAUACUUCGAUAAAGGCGGCAAAAGCCUUUGGAUGUCCACCCUAGUCCAAUCCGUCGGCUUUCCGGUCCUCAUCAUCUACAUUUUCAUCUACAACAUUACAACAACAUACAACAAAAAACACCCUUUGAUCAUCUCAUCAUCCACUGCCUUCCCAUCUAUCAUUUUCAUCUACAUAAUGUUAGGCAUAAUCAUUGCCGGCGAUAAUCUUAUGUACUCUUACGGUCUCUUAUAUUUACCAGUUUCUACUUACUCACUCAUAUGUGCAUCUCAACUGGCUUUCAAUGCUCUAUUCUCUUACUUCAUCAACUCACAGAAGCUCACACCAUUCAUCUUCAACUCUGUGAUCCUUCUAACCUUCUCCGCUGCUCUUCUCGGUGUUCGUUCAGACUCCGGUGAAGCUUCAGAGUAUAAUAAAUAUCCAUUAGGGUUUGUUCUCACAGUAGGUGCAUCAGCUACAUACUCACUGAUCCUAAGCCUGAUACAACUAACAUUCCAAAAGGUAUUGAAGAAAGAGAGUUUCACCAUUGUUGUUGAGCUUCAGAUAUGCACAUCAGUUGUUGCAUCUUUGGUAUCGGUAAUCGGUUUGUUAGCGAGCGGAGAAUGGAGAGGAUUGAAGGAGGAGAUGGAAGGGUUUGAGGAAGGGAAGGUGGCAUAUGUGAUGGUUUUGGUAUGGAUUGGAAUUGGAUGGCAAGUGGCUGCAGUGGGGCUGAUAGGGUUGGUGUUUGUGGUGUCAUCUUUGUUUUCAAAUAUGAUAAGUACAUUGAGUUUGCCAUUGGUGCCAAUCUUUGCUGUGAUUUUCUUUCAUGAUAGGAUGGAUGGAGUGAAGAUCAUGGCCAUGUUGAUUGCUGUUUGGGGUUUUCUUUCUUAUAUUUAUCAACAUUAUCUUGAUGAUUUGGAGACUAAGAACAAGAAGCAGCCUUGUUCUUCUUUUUCUUCUUCAAAUGAUGGAGAUAAUGGAUCAGAUGUCAUUCAUGAUAGAGUUGUCUAGUGAUUCAAAUAAACUUGAAUGCUUAUUAUAAGUAUUAUUAUUAUUAUUAUUUUAUUUAAUAAAGAUAGUUGUGUUUUAUAAUGUA
Messenger RNA from Dioscorea cayenensis subsp. rotundata (Guinea yam), 1454 nucleotides. RefSeq names its product probable purine permease 11. Lineage: Eukaryota; Viridiplantae; Streptophyta; Magnoliopsida; Dioscoreales; Dioscoreaceae. The transcript has 2 exons. The record is from RefSeq and is a predicted model, not a curated record. Bases 158 to 1369 code for a protein of 403 amino acids. Gene Ontology annotation, molecular function: purine nucleoside transmembrane transporter activity. Gene Ontology annotation, cellular component: membrane.